Molecule: messenger RNA, 1751 nt
Organism: Venturia canescens
Lineage: Eukaryota; Metazoa; Arthropoda; Insecta; Hymenoptera; Ichneumonidae
Gene: AdSL
Product: adenylosuccinate lyase
Exons: 6
Coding region: 114-1574 (486 amino acids)
Biological process (GO): 'de novo' AMP biosynthetic process
Cellular component (GO): cytosol
Molecular function (GO): N6-(1,2-dicarboxyethyl)AMP AMP-lyase (fumarate-forming) activity; (S)-2-(5-amino-1-(5-phospho-D-ribosyl)imidazole-4-carboxamido) succinate lyase (fumarate-forming) activity
Source: RefSeq, a predicted model, not a curated record
UAGUACAUUUUCGUCAGCUGAUUCGCGUGCAUUCCCUCGACUCUAGUCCGCGAAACGCACGGCAUUUAAUUUUUGUUUACUUUCCUUUUCGAUUUACAAUAAAAUCUAAAACAAUGGGUGACACAGUAGUAAAUAAUAGUGAAUAUUGUGACUACAGAAGUCCCUUGGCAACUCGUUACGCCUCUAAAGAAAUGCGAUUUAACUUUAGUGAACAGAAAAAAUUUAGCACGUGGCGCCAACUCUGGAUUUAUCUCGCUCAGGCUGAAAUGCAACUCGGUCUUGACAUAAAGCAAGAACAGAUUGAUGAGAUGUUGGCGCAAACAGAAAAUAUUGAUUUCGACGCAGCAGCCAAGGAAGAAAAAGCCACGAGGCACGAUGUCAUGGCUCACGUUCACGUAUUCGGUGCACAGUGUCCGAAAGCCGCACCGAUUAUUCAUCUUGGCGCUACGAGCUGUUACGUCGGCGACAAUACCGAUCUCAUUAUUCUUCGGAACGGCUUCGACAUUCUUCUUCCCAAGUUAGCUGGAGUACUGUCGAGAUUAGCGAAAUUUGCUAAAGAAUAUCGCUCACUUCCGACCCUGGGAUUCACUCAUCUCCAACCGGCGCAAUUAACAACUGUAGGAAAACGAGCAACGCUUUGGCUUCACGAUCUUCUCAUGGAUGAACGUGCUAUUCGUCGAGCACGCGAUGAUCUCAAGUUUCGAGGGGUCAAAGGUACAACCGGCACACAAGCAUCUUUUCUUCAACUUUUUGAUGGAAAUGGAGAAAAAGUUAAGCAACUCGAUGCUCUUGUCACCAAAAUGGCUGGUUUUCAACAUUAUUAUGGUGUUACCGGACAAACUUACUCCAGAAAAGUCGACGUCGAGUGCUUAAAUGCACUAAGCUCUCUGGGUGCAACCGUUCACAAGAUGUGCAGUGACAUAAGGUUGCUAGCAAACAUGAAAGAGAUCGAGGAGCCAUUCGAGUCAACGCAAAUCGGUUCAAGUGCAAUGGCUUACAAGAGGAAUCCAAUGCGUUCGGAGCGUUGUUGCAGCAUAGCACGUCAUCUGAUGACACUUGUGAGCAAUUCUCUGCAAACAGCGGCGACCCAAUGGAUGGAGAGAACGCUCGACGAUUCGGCAAAUCGUCGUAUAACCAUUGCCGAAGCUUUCUUAUCGGCUGACGUUCUCCUUAUGACAUUGGAGAAUAUCACUGAGGGCUUGGUCGUUUACCCAAAAGUUAUUGCCAAACACGUGGCUCAAGAAUUGCCAUUCAUGUCGACCGAAAAUAUUAUCAUGGCGAUGGUUAAGGCUGGCGGAGAUCGUCAGGUUUGUCACGAGAAAAUUCGGGUUCUAUCACACGAGGCCGGUGCUCAGGUGAAACAGCAUGGCUUGGAAAACGAUUUGGUUGAGCGUGUGAAAAAAGAUCCUUAUUUCGCUCCGAUAAUCGACAAGCUUGACGAUAUUCUGGAUCCUUCGACGUUCAUCGGAAGAGCUGCCGACCAAGUGAUCGAAUUUCUCGAUUCGGAGGCUUAUCCCAUUAUCAACAAAUACUCGAACGUCCUCGACGACUCACCGGUGGUUCUCAACAUUUAAAUUCAUCGUGGAUCUAUCGAUAGAAAGUGUCCGGAAAAAUAAAAAUCAUGCCUUGAGACGUUUUUUUUUUAAUAUUUUGAUAUAUCAAGACCAUUGUGAAUAUAGAUAGUGAAAAAGUUAUAAAUUUUUCUCUCUUUUUGACUCAAAUGAAAUAUAUUAAUUUGAAUAACACGGUUA